Corythoichthys intestinalis (scribbled pipefish) is the source of this 4243-nucleotide messenger RNA. RefSeq names its product eukaryotic translation termination factor 1a (gene etf1a). Gene Ontology annotation, molecular function: sequence-specific mRNA binding; translation release factor activity, codon specific. The coding region runs from base 185 to 1516 and encodes 443 amino acids. Gene Ontology annotation, biological process: cytoplasmic translational termination. The record is from RefSeq and is a predicted model, not a curated record. The transcript has 11 exons. Lineage: Eukaryota; Metazoa; Chordata; Actinopteri; Syngnathiformes; Syngnathidae. Gene Ontology annotation, cellular component: cytosol; translation release factor complex.
GAAAGUAGGUCGAAUUAGGUAAGAAUCGGGUGGACUUUAGGGCCUGGCAGACCGGAGGCCUGUUAGCUCUCCGCGCACUUUAUUGAGAGAGACAGCCGGAGGAGAAGCUCUCCUCUUCGGUCAGUCCUAACACGGGCCUCCGGACAAUUUAUUUAGCGAGGUGCUGAACAACCACAGCAGAAAGAUGGCGGACGACCCCAGCGCGGCGGACAGGAACGUGGAGAUAUGGAAAAUCAAGAAGCUGAUCAAAAGUUUGGAGGCCGCCCGUGGUAAUGGCACCAGCAUGAUCUCCCUCAUCAUCCCACCUAAGGACCAGAUUUCCAGAGUGGCCAAAAUGUUAGCGGAUGAAUUUGGCACAGCUUCCAACAUCAAGAGUCGAGUCAACAGACUCUCGGUACUCGGGGCCAUCACCUCUGUACAGCAAAGACUAAAGCUGUAUAACAAGGUGCCACCCAAUGGCUUGGUUGUGUACUGCGGCACCAUUGUUACAGACGAAGGGAAGGAGAAAAAAGUUAAUAUCGACUUUGAGCCUUUUAAGCCAAUCAACACCUCCCUGUAUCUCUGUGACAACAAGUUCCACACUGAGGCAUUGACAGCCUUGCUCUCUGACGACAGUAAGUUUGGCUUUAUCGUGAUUGACGGUAGCGGGGCGCUGUUUGGCACACUGCAGGGGAACACCAGGGAGGUGCUGCACAAGUUCACUGUGGACCUACCUAAGAAGCACGGCAGAGGAGGACAGUCAGCUUUGCGAUUUGCUCGUCUAAGAAUGGAGAAGAGACACAACUACGUGAGGAAAGUGGCCGAAACGGCCGUGCAGCUGUUUGUAUCCAACGACAAGGUCAACGUGGCGGGAAUGGUUUUGGCCGGUUCCGCCGACUUCAAGACCGAGCUCAGCCAGUCGGACAUGUUUGACCCGAGGUUACAGGCCAAAGUGCUGAAGUUAGUGGACAUUUCCUAUGGUGGAGAAAAUGGUUUCAACCAGGCCAUUGAGCUAUCAGCGGAGGUUCUCUCCAAUGUCAAGUUCAUACAAGAAAAGAAGCUAAUAGGACGAUACUUUGACGAGAUCAGUCAGGAUACAGGAAAAUACUGCUUCGGCGUGGAGGACACACUGAAAGCCCUGGAGAUGGGAGCGGUGGAGAUCCUCAUAGUCUACGAGAACUUGGACACCAUGCGUUACAUUUUACGUGUACACGGGGCUGAGAGCAACGGAGCUGAGAACGAUGAGAAGACUUUGUACUUGACGCCAGAGCAGGAGAAAGACAAGUCUCAUUUCACAGACAAGGAGACGGGGCAAGAACACGAACUGAUCGAGAGCAUGCCGCUGUUAGAGUGGUUUGCCAACAAUUACAAGAAAUUCGGAGCCACGCUGGAAAUCGUCACAGACAAGAGCCAAGAAGGAUCUCAGUUUGUCAAGGGCUUUGGAGGCAUCGGGGGUAUCUUGCGGUACAGAGUGGACUUCCAAGGCAUGGAGUACCAAGGAGAGGACGAUGAGUUCUUUGAUUUGGAUGACUACUAGGUAGUCGGGGACUGAUAUAUUGGGAGAGAAAAUAAAAAAAGCAAAGGAACGAAUGAAGAAUUUAGGAAAGGAAAAAAAUAAAAACGCCACCUCUCUUGCAGCAAGUGAGGGGCUCAACUGCGUCGACCACGAAAUGACAGCCAACUUCCAAUUUACUUGUCGAAUACACAACCUUGCACAUACAUUUCAUCCGUACACAGAUUGACGAGUACAUAACACAGGCUGAAGAGGAGUGUUUCUGUUUUUUUUUUUUUUUUUUUCUUCAUCCAGAGAGGCGACAAGACCUCCAGUGAAGUCGACCCCGCGUCAAACGCAAAUUCAUAUCAGAAGAUGUCACUGUUUGUGCUACGUUUGUUCUGUAAAAAGGCUAGUUUUUAAGAUGUUCACACUUGUUUUAUGGGUCAAUCUGAGGUUAACAGUUUGGAUUUGAAUCGGAUAAAAAUGGUGUUAAUCGCUUACGCUACAACUGUUUUCUUUUUUUUUUUUUUUUUUUUUGGAUAUUCUACUUUUCGUUUAUAGUGAUGACACCAUGCAGCUUCCAGUCUACAGAACUGCUUUUUGUUUGUGCUGCUACAGUUUUUGAGGUAUUCCUUUUUUUUUUUUUUACUGAUGGCAUUACCACCACAAGUUUAUUUUAGUAAGUUUAUGCUUUAUUUCAAUCCAUAGAGUGCUGGGUGAAAAAAGAAAAAAUAACCGCAAAACCGUGGCAACGUAUCACAAUAUGGAUGCACAUUCGCGCCACUAAAAAAGUAAAAAUUAUGAUUUUUUUUCUGUAAAACAAGCCUAUUUCUCUCAGUGGAUUUUUUUUUUUUAACUUGCUGAUUUUUUUUCCCUUAUGUCUAAAAACUUUUUCAAUUUUUAUCCAUUUUUUUUUUAUGUGGUACAAUGAAGUUGUACAUUUUUGGGCACAAUUACCUCACAUUUUUUUCCCUUGAAGUAAACUUUUUUUUUUUUUUUUUUGCCUUGAUGUAAACAAAAAAAAAAUGUUUUUUUAAUUUGAAAUAGGAACCCAAAAUCCACAAGAGGAAUUUGACUUUUUGUUCUGAGUGAUAAUGGGCUGGUAUAGUUUUGAAUCUUUUAAAACACAAAAACAUACAUCCUUCUUCAGUCAUGAAAAUAUUUCCACUUUAAAAUGUUAAUUUUGUCAGUUUCAAAAAUAAUUUUUUGUGCUUUGACUUUGUUCCGCCACUAAACAAAAAAAAAAAAAUAUUUUUUUUGGGGGCGGGAAAGGGUUUUCAUAGAUGUGUUCUUGAAUAUUUUAAAAUAUGAAAACAUUUUGUUUUAAGUCAGUUAUUUUUUAAGUAUAUUUUCGGUUUCUAAAUAUAUAUUUUUUUACUACUUUCAAAGCUAAAAUAAUCUAAACUGACCUGGAACUUUUUUUUUUCUUUGAUGUAAACAACAUUUUUUUUUUGUGCCUCAAUUUUUAUAAGUGGACUUGUAUAGUUUUGUUUUGGAAUUUAAAAAAACACAAAAACGCCAUCCUCAAAAUACCCCCAAGUCAACAGUAAGUGACCCGAUAUGAAUAGGAAGUGGUGACUGAAUGUGUUUCAUUUCAGGUUCAAGAUAAUCAGCAGGGCGGAGAACCAAAAGUGGUAUUUGCCAUGUGCCUUUUUUUUUUUUUUUUUUUUUUAAAACCAUGUGGCAAAAUGUAUUUUGCCAUGUGGCAUUUUUUUGGUAUGUGUCAAAAUGGAUUUUGGUUUGUGGCAUUUUGGGGGUUGGGGGUAGAAAAUUACAGCCCCUCAUGUUUUUCUGCCAUUUAAUAUGAAUGGAAAAUUUGAACGUGCAUAGCCACUACUGGCAUAGCCUGACUCGGUUGCCAAUUGAAUGUCAAUGCGCUGUACUGCUAAGUGUAUGGUCAAAAAUCACAGCCACACGUUUUUCUGCUAUUUAAUAUGAAGGGAAAAUUCGGACGUGCAUACCCGUCUAUGGCAUGGAUGUGCAUGGCCUGCAAAACUGCAAUAAACCCCCCAAAAAUGCCACAAACCAAAAUCCAUUUUGCCACAUGACAAAAAAAUGCCACGUCAAAAUCAAUAUUGCCACAUGUAAAAAAAAAAAGAAAGCCACAUGGCAAAAUCCAUUUUGCCACAUGGCUAAAUCAAUAUUGCCACAUGUAAAAAAAAAUUUUUUUUUUUUAAAUGGCAAAAUCCAUUUGGCCACAUGGUAAAAAAAAUGCCACAUGGCAAAAUCCAUUUGGCCACGUGGCAAAAAUGAAAAGCCACGUGGCAAAAAAAAAGCCACGUGGCCAAAAAAAAAAAAUGCCACAUGGCAAAAUCAAUUUGGCCAUGUGGCAAAAAAAAUGCCACAUGGCAAAUACCAAUUUUUGUUCUUGCUGUCUCAAGAUAUUUCCACUGUAAAAUCUUCUAAAACAUUUUUUUGUGUUUCGACUUUUUCCGCCUCUUAAAAAAAAAUAAGUAAAAAAUAAAAUAGCGGAAAUUGGCUUAUAAUUUGUUGGGAAAAAAAACGUUUUUUGUGGAGGAAAUGGGCAGCAGAAGCAAGAAAAAAAAUUGUGGAUUUUGGCUUAUUAUGUUGAAAAGUUUUCAUACUUGUUCUUUUGUUUGCUUUGUUUUUUUGGCAGGAAUGGGCUUCCAUACAAACAAACAGCACCAUAUUGUUUGCGUUCCUCGUAGAUGCAUAUCUGUGUGACAUCAUUACUACAAAUUAAAAGCGUAAUAUUUCCAAAACCGUUGCAUCACAAAAGAUUGACACCAUUUUUACUCCCCCCCCCCC